Huiozyma naganishii CBS 8797 is the source of this 2601-nucleotide messenger RNA. It is a transcript of the gene ARG56, whose product is annotated as bifunctional acetylglutamate kinase/N-acetyl-gamma-glutamyl-phosphate reductase. Gene Ontology annotation, cellular component: mitochondrial matrix; cytoplasm; mitochondrion. Gene Ontology annotation, molecular function: NAD binding; arginine binding; acetylglutamate kinase activity. Gene Ontology annotation, biological process: L-arginine biosynthetic process. The record is from RefSeq and is a predicted model, not a curated record. The transcript has a single exon. The coding region runs from base 1 to 2601 and encodes 866 amino acids. NCBI's taxonomy places the organism in Eukaryota, Fungi, Ascomycota, Saccharomycetes, Saccharomycetales, Saccharomycetaceae.
AUGCCAUACCCUAGCAUUCUUGCCUCUGCGAAGAGAUCUGCCUCGAGCAGAUCCGUACAGAGGUUGUCCUCUGUGCUGUCGAGCAGAAACGUCGCAGCGUCGCUUGUGCAAGCUUUGCCCACCAACAACAGCUUGGUGUUCACCAGGAAGAAAGUCGGGUACUCCAAGAGAUUCAUCUCUUCCACGAAUGGCGUGGGGACCUCUGGGACACGGUCCACAGUGAUCCAAUUGCUGAAUAAUAUCAGCACGAAGAGAGAGGUGGAACAGUACCUCAAGUACUUCACCUCGGUGUCCCAACAGCAGUUCGCCGUUAUUAAAGUAGGCGGUGCCAUCAUCAGCGAUAACUUGCCCGAACUGGCAUCGUGUCUCGCCUUCUUGUACCACGUUGGGUUGUACCCGAUCGUGCUUCAUGGUACUGGGCCACAGGUCAACGGGAGGCUCGAGGCUCAGGGGAUCGAACCGGACUACAUCGACGGUAUCAGAAUCACCGACGGACAAACCAUGUCCGUCGUUAGGAAAUGUUUCCUGGAACAGAAUCUGAAACUGGUGACCGCUUUGGAAAAGCUGGGUGUCAGGGCAAGACCCAUCACCUCGGGUGUAUUCACAGCUGAAUACUUGGACAAAGAGAAGUACAAACUCGUUGGUGAGAUUACAAACGUCGCCAAGGAACCCAUUGAGGCUUCCAUCAAGGCUGGGGCUUUGCCCAUUUUGACGUCGUUGGCUGAGACCCCCUCCGGCCAGAUGUUGAACGUCAAUGCGGACGUCGCUGCUGGUGAACUGGCCCGUGUAUUUGAACCUUUGAAGAUUGUGUACUUGAAUGAAAAGGGUGGUAUCAUCAACGGUGAGACCAAGGAGAAGAUCUCCAUGAUCAAUUUAGAUGAGGAGUACGCUGAUCUGUUAAAGCAGAGCUGGGUUAAGUACGGAACAAAGUUGAAGAUCAAGGAGAUCAAAGAACUGUUGGACUACUUGCCAAGAUCAUCGUCUGUCGCCAUCAUCAACGUCCAGGACCUACAGAAGGAACUGUUCACGGAUUCUGGUGCCGGUACCAUGAUCAGAAGAGGUUACAAGCUAAUCAAGAGAUCUUCCCUGGGAGAGUUUUCCUCCAUUGACGUUUUAAGAGGGAUCCUGGAGAGAGACGAAGAGAUUGCCUCCGGUAAAGAAUCUGUCGCCGAGUACUUAAAAGUACUAGAAAAGAGUGAUUUCACAGCAUACUCUGAUGAACCAUUGGAGGCAUUCGCUGUUGUCAUCAAGAAUGGUGCCUCCAAUAUCCCAAGAGUCGACAAGUUCAUCUGCACGGACUCCGCAUGGCUAAACAACGUCACGGACAACGUCUUUAGCGCCUUGAACCGCGACUUCAAGUCGUUGCAAUGGAUAGUCAACGAGGAUGACCCAAACAUCGCGUGGCAUUUUGACAAGUCACAAGGUUCUUACUUGAAGAACGGGAAAGUUUUAUUCUGGUAUGGGAUCAACGACUUGGAGACCGUUUCCAAUUUGAUUAGUGAAUUUGUCAAGAACUCCAAAUUUGUCUCUACAGCCUCGAGUUCCUCUGGUGUCUUUGCCUCGGGCAUGUCAGCGAGAAACUACUCCACACGGUCUACCCCUAAGCCAGAAGGUACCAACACGAAGAAGGGCCGCAUUGCUCUGAUCGGGGCCAGAGGUUACACUGGCCAAAACAUUACUGCGUUGAUCAACAACCAUCCACACUUCGAAAUUGCACACGUGUCCUCCCGUGAAUUGAAGGGCCAGAAAUUGCAAGGUUAUGCGAAGGGCGAGGUCAUCUACGAGAAUUUGCAACCAGAAGAUAUCAAGGCGUUGGAGUCCAAAGGUGGUGUCGAUUUCUGGAUUAUGGCUUUGCCAAACAAUAUCUCUGAACCAAUCGUUCAGGCCAUUGAAAGUGUCGCUGGUGGGAAAUCCAAGAUUUUGGAUUUGUCCGCUGACCACAGGUUUGUUUCCGAGUCUGAAUGGGCGUACGGUCUUCCUGAAUUAAACGACAGGGAAAGAAUCAGUAACACGAGAAAGAUUUCCAAUCCUGGUUGCUACGCCACUGGGUCUCAGUUGACCAUCUCUCCACUGACCGAUUAUAUUAACGGGUUGCCCACCGUGUUUGGUGUCUCCGGUUACUCUGGUGCUGGUACGAAACCAUCCCCCAAAAACGACCCCAAGUUUUUGAAGGACAAUUUAAUCCCAUACGCUUUGACCAACCACAUCCACGAGCGUGAAAUCUCUCACCGGAUUGGUAAAGAGGUUGCCUUUAUCCCACACGUUGGCGAGUGGUUCCAAGGGAUCUCUCUGACCAUCUCGAUCCCCAUUAAAAAGGGUUCCAUAAAGUCUUCUGAUGAAGUGAAGCAACUUUACAAGAAAUUCUACGAGGGCGAAAGACUAGUCAAAGUCAUUGACGAUGUGCCACUGGUGAAGGACAUCAAGGGAACGCACGGUGUCGUGAUUGGCGGGUUCAAAUUGAGUGAUGCGGGCGACAGGGUCGUCAUCUGCGCCACCAUUGACAACUUGCUGAAGGGUGCCGCCACGCAGGCAAUUCAAAACAUGAACUUGGCCAUGGGAUACGGCGAAUACGACGGUAUUCCAAGCGACAAGAUCUUGUAA